Neodiprion fabricii is the source of this 925-nucleotide messenger RNA. RefSeq lists its product as uncharacterized. Lineage: Eukaryota; Metazoa; Arthropoda; Insecta; Hymenoptera; Diprionidae. The transcript has 3 exons. Gene Ontology annotation, cellular component: extracellular matrix. The record is from RefSeq and is a predicted model, not a curated record. Bases 189 to 848 code for a protein of 219 amino acids.
UCCUCGCCUCCUGGGGAUAAGCGGAACCGGGACCCCGACCUUGCUCGAGUUUGGACGACGCCGAAAAUCUGGGCCCAGAAACCGAUGGCUGCGACUUAUAAGAAGGAGGAUCAUUUGCCAGGGAACGAGCACUCCUAUUCCAAACCUCGGGGUGAACAGUUAUACACCGAAGAUUUGCCGGUCCAGAAAUGCAGAAGAUUUUCUUCGCCGUUUUGGCAACGCUGGCAUCAGCGCAAGCCGGUAUUCUACGUGACGAUCAGCCAGCACCAAGAAACUACCUAGAACCAGAAAUGCGGCAACCAAGCAGCGUCUACCUGCCACCGAUGGUAGACGAGAUGCAGGACGAAUCCAUGGGCGAAGACCAAGAAAUGACGAACUACUCAGCAAUGGAACCGAAAAACGUCUACCUGCCUGCGCCGGAACGCCGGUAUCUUCCGGUAUCCAAUUCAGCACAGACAUCCGGUGAUUCGUGGGCUCCGGACACCUCGAGGGCUUCCUUGAAAUGGGGAGAAAACUCGUAUUCCAUCAGUCCGUCAGCUGCAAUGUGGGACUCUAAUCAAUACGGCAGUCAAUCAUCCGGCCAGCUGAACCUCCACGGCUAUCAAGAAGGCUACGAAACUACGGAACCGGCAAAGUACCAGUUCGAGUACGCGGUUAAGGACGACGAGUCCGGCAACGACUAUCAGCAGAAGGAGGGACGGGAUGGCGAACUGACCUGGGGAGUCUACUCUGUCCUCCUGCCGGAUGGACGGAAACAGAUCGUCGAGUACGAAGCCGACCAGCACGGCUUCAAGCCAAGGAUCAGCUACGAGGAGACCAGGCAACGAUCUCCCCAAGGUCCCUACUGAUUUUCACAUGUCCGAACCCUGUCUAUGUAUAACUCAAGCUGAAUAAAUAAUAUACGUGUAUAUUUUUUUCUUACACA